This is a messenger RNA of Chrysoperla carnea, 1412 nucleotides long. RefSeq names its product 4-hydroxybutyrate coenzyme A transferase-like. Gene Ontology annotation, cellular component: mitochondrion. The record is from RefSeq and is a predicted model, not a curated record. The coding region runs from base 1 to 1401 and encodes 466 amino acids. The transcript has 2 exons. Lineage: Eukaryota; Metazoa; Arthropoda; Insecta; Neuroptera; Chrysopidae. Gene Ontology annotation, biological process: acetate metabolic process. Gene Ontology annotation, molecular function: acetate CoA-transferase activity.
AUGUAUAAUAUUGCCGAAAAUCCGAAUUUGAAACGAAUAAUAAAAAUCAAUAGAAACUUUUAUACCUACGCUCCAGAACCAAGUCAAAAAUUGGAUCGCAGACCAAAACAAGUACAAGACCCAGCGGAUGCAUUUUGUGAAAUGAAAUCGUGUAAUGUAGUAUUUGCUCAGGGUGCAGCUGCAACGCCAACUUGUUUAUUAGAUAGUAUGGCUAAAGUGGGUGAAGCUCAAAAGUUAAGAGAUAUCAUGGUAGUUCAUAUGCAUACUGAAGGAGAUCUCAAAUAUCUUCAUAAAGAAUACAAAGAUAUUUUCAGAAAUGCUUCAGUUUUUAUGGGUGCCAAUGUUCGAAAACCUGCGGAAGAAGGACUAGCUGAUCCUAUUCCUAUAUUUUUACAUGAAAUUCCAAAGUUGUUUAGCCGUGGUAUCAUAAAGCCCGAUCUAACGUUGAUACAUGUAUCACCACCGGAUAAUCAUGGUUAUUGUAGCUUGGGUACCAGCGUUGAUUGUGUACGCACGGGAUUAAUCUAUUCGAAGAUAAUAAUUGCUCAAAUCAAUAGACAAAUGCCUCGAACUUUUGGUGAUGGUUUAAUACAUAUAAGUCAUUUUGACUAUUGUACAGAAAUUGAUACACCGUUGCCAGAAUCUGGUGGACAAACUCCAUCGGAAGCUGAAAUUAAAAUCGGAAAAUUUAUCGCUGAAAAUCUAGUGGAUAAUGGAGCAACAUUACAAAUGGGAAUAGGAAGCAUACCCGAUGCAGUGUUAAAUGAACUAAAAAAUCAUAAAAAUUUGGGUAUACAUUCGGAAAUGUUCGCAGAUGGUGUUGUAGAUUUAGUAGAAAAAGGUUGUGUUACAAAUCAUAUGAAAACACUUUUUAGAGGACGAAUUGUUGGAUCCUUUCUGAACGGAACAAAAAAAUUAUUUGAUUUUGUUAAUAAUAAUCCAUUAGUUGAAAUGUUACGAAUCGAAUACGUAAAUAGUACACAAAUUAUAUCAAAAUUACCAAAAAUGACCGCAAUUAAUUCAGCAAUAGAAGUUGAUUUAACUGGUCAAGUAAAUGCCGAUUCAAUAGGUACUAAAAUGUAUUCUGGAUUUGGUGGCCAGGUCGAUUUUAUACGAGGUGCAGCUGAAGGUUUCGAUGGUUUAGGCAAACCGAUCAUUGCAUUACAAAGUGUGACAAAAAAGAAGCAAAGUAAAAUUGUUCCCAUUCUUAAACCAGGUGCAGGGGUUGUCACAACUCGAGCUCACGUACAUUACGUCAUCACGGAGAAUGGUAUUGCCUCUUUGUUUGGCAAGACACUUCGUCAACGUGCUUAUGAGCUUAUACAAAUUGCACAUCCUGAUCAUCGUGAAAGUUUAGAAAAAGCUGCAUUUGAACGUCUUAAAUGUAUGCCUUGCAAGUGAUAAAAUUUUCU